CACUGCCCCGUCCUCUACGCCUGGAAGGACCUGGGGGUGCGCUUCUGGCCGCGCUACAUCAAGGAGGGCAACUGCCUGGCCGAGAAGUCCUGCUCGCUGCCCGAGGGCAUGUUCUGCAAGCCCGUCAAGUCGGUCACCAAGACCUUCCUGCGCUGGCACUGCCAGGGCUGGUCCAGUCAGAAGUACUGCACUUGGAUCCCCGUGCAGUACCCGCUCAUCUCCGAGUGCAAGUGCUCCUGCUAAGCCUCCCCGGCCCCUUGCACUGCCGCCCUCCUCCUCCGGAUCACUUUAGGGGGGGAAGGUUUUUCGGGUGGGUUUU
Molecule: messenger RNA, 319 nt
Organism: Cyanistes caeruleus (blue tit)
Lineage: Eukaryota; Metazoa; Chordata; Aves; Passeriformes; Paridae
Source: RefSeq, a predicted model, not a curated record